AUGUAUUCAAAACAACACAAUUUAAACCCCCAGCACCCAACUGGUUUGUUGGAUAUUCUCUGGGAUUUGUCUUGGAUCUUCUGGACCGUGUGGUGCAGGUGUCAAGUUUCGAAAUAUUCACCCAGAUACGUAUACUACAAUAUUUCCCCAAUAUCUUGGGUUUUGAAACCCUCUGGUAAAAAGGUCAAUGUGAUCUAUAUAGCUAGCUAUAUAGCGCUAGCAAUGAGGCCAUAUGGGUUUCAAGGGCCCACUGGGAGGGUUUUAUGGUCUAGAGAAGAAGAAGGGAGGAGGAGGCAAGCUUUGAAGCCUAGGCCUGAUUUGAUUGUCUCAGCAUAUAAUGAGGAGCUCCAGAUAGUGCCACAAAGAAGAAGAUAG
This is a messenger RNA of Morchella sextelata, 375 nucleotides long. RefSeq lists its product as uncharacterized. Bases 1 to 375 code for a protein of 124 amino acids. Lineage: Eukaryota; Fungi; Ascomycota; Pezizomycetes; Pezizales; Morchellaceae. The record is from RefSeq and is a predicted model, not a curated record. The transcript has 10 exons.